GAACCACACGAUCGAUCGUCAUCAAGUCCUCUCCCAACUGAAGUAUGCCUACCAGCUCUCGUUACUAUCAUCUCGACAAGAUUCUUGAUCAGCCUGGUCCAUCCACUGACUCCAGCUUCGAUGCGGGUUCCGGAGUGAAAGAAUUCUUACGUAAUACGUGUCAGGUUUUAGUUAUUGGCGCGGGUGGUUUAGGAUGCGAGAUUCUUCAAAAUUUAGCCCUCUUAGGUUUCACGAAUGUGCACGUAAUUGACAUGGAUACCAUCGAUAUCAGUAAUCUCAAUCGACAAUUUCUCUUUCGUCAAAAGGAUGUAGGCCGGCCCAAAGCAGAAGUUGCUGCAGAGUUUAUCAGUCGACGUGUACCGCAAUGUAAAGUGACACCACAUUACUGUAAAAUUCAAGACAAGGAUGACGCAUUUUACAUGACCUUCAACUUGAUCAUCUGUGGUCUCGAUUCGGUACCUGCGCGUCGUUGGAUCAAUGCCACCUUGGUAAACUUGGUCGAUCCAGAAAACCCCGAGAGUUUAAAGCCUUUGAUUGAUGGAGGCACCGAGGGCUUCAAGGGUCAAUCUCGAGUGAUCUUACCUACCAUCACAUCAUGUUACGAGUGUUCUUUGGAUAUGUUAACACCUCAAACUGCGUUUCCAAUCUGUACAAUUGCCAAUACACCUAGACUACCCGAACAUUGCAUUGAAUGGGCAAGUGUACUAGAGUGGCCACGAGUCAUGAAAGAUCUUAAGAUUGAUGGUGAUAAUCCUGAUCAUAUACAGUGGCUUUUUGAAAAAGCUUCAGAGAGAGCAGACGCUCAUAAGAUCACGGGUGUUACCUGGAGUUUAACACAAGGCGUGGUGAAAAAUAUCAUCCCUGCUAUAGCCAGUACCAAUGCUAUCAUUGCAGCCAGCUGCUGUAAUGAGGCUUUCAAACUUGCGACCACUUCUGCUCCAUAUCUGCAGAAUUACAUGAUGUAUACAGGGAAUGAAUCGGUCUAUACUUAUACCUUUGAGCAUGAACAAAAACCUGAAUGUCCUGUCUGUGGUGGUGAAUCGAUCGACGUGAGCUUAAGUAAGGAUUGGCUUUUGGAGCGAUUGCUUGAAUAUUUGAUUGAACGACAGGACUUUCAAAUGAAACAACCUUCACUCUCAACAGAUAAAGGAUCUUUAUUCUUUCAGAGCCCUCCUCAACUUCGACAAGCUACCGAAGGCAAUCUUAAGAAAAAGCUUCAUGAACUGUUGGCUGAUGGUGAACAGCUUUGGAGUCAUUUGAAAUGUGAAUCUUGGAUUUUACUCGUCAAGGAGAUGGCGGAGGUGUUUGAUCAACAUUGGUCACUUGUGAUUCAAGCGUCAACCAGAUAG
Messenger RNA from Melampsora larici-populina 98AG31, 1349 nucleotides. RefSeq lists its product as uncharacterized. The record is from RefSeq and is a predicted model, not a curated record. Gene Ontology annotation, molecular function: NEDD8 activating enzyme activity. NCBI's taxonomy places the organism in Eukaryota, Fungi, Basidiomycota, Pucciniomycetes, Pucciniales, Melampsoraceae. Gene Ontology annotation, biological process: protein neddylation. Gene Ontology annotation, cellular component: nucleus; cytoplasm. The coding region runs from base 45 to 1349 and encodes 434 amino acids. The transcript has 11 exons.